UUCUGGUGGUUUUUCAUCCUCCCAUAAGCUUCACGGUUGUAGGAAGCACCUCAGUACCUAAUUCACAUGUAGAGUUGUUCCUAGGAUUUACCUAACUGAAAGGUAGUUUUUGACAAUGGAGUUGAUUAGGCUAGGCUGCCCAAUUGUGUGCACGUAGACGUCAAUGUCAUUCUGGUUGUGCUGCACAAGUUUGGGCAGUCUUUAUGUUAUUCUUGCAAGCAAAAUUCAGCAAGUACUGGUCAAUGGUUGCUACCUUUUAUGUUUCAGCUCCUAUAUAUGUGACCCCUGACCUGGGCUCUUUGAUACCUUGGUUUCGACGAGAGAAAUACCUUGUUUCAUCAAGUCAUUUAUUCUUCCUGCUAAUGCUGGCAAGUUUUGGACACGAAAAGCAGUAUUGCUCAGAUACUCCUGUGUGCUGAACUGUUUGAAUAUCUGAUAUGGAUGAAGCCAUGGGAAGGCGAACAGCCAGUGGCCUUCUUGUCACCAAAGGAGGCUCAAUUCUUCUCUUCAGGGAGGAAAGUCCGCACCACAAGGCCAGUGCAUGUUGUACACGACUUGGAUGCAGCAGUAAGCUUUUCCCGAACAAAGACAGGAAGAUGCACAAGACAACUAAGGAAACAUCAGGUCCUCAGAGAUCACAUGUUUUGAGGAAAUCCAACAGGAUGUCCCCUCAAGGAAGUAUUUCUUAUGAUGGAAACACCAGCAGGAAUGCAGCAAGUACUUUUAGUGAGGCUGGUAAUAAACCAAGAAGAAGAGAAAAUGCCGGACGUGAUCUACUUGCCCGGUUGAAAGAAAGGGUCAAUGCAUCAAGAAAGCGCUCGUUCAGUGGAGGGAGUAGUCCCUGCCUAUCACCAUCAAACACAUCCAACUCUGGUUCCUUAAGCAGUAGCCGAUCAAUUUCAAGAUCGCUAUGUCGGCCAGCCUCGAGAAUGAGAAAGGAUGGAGGAAGAGUUGCCGAAGCUGUUAGGAUGCAUAGAACCAGAGACAGUAGUGGAACUACUAGGGAAGAUGUGCCAAGAAACUCCAACCAAGAUCCGUCAGGCAGGUUUCUUUCUCGAAGCUUGUUCAGACACAGGAGUGGAAUUCAGAGAGGUCCAGUAUCUUCAUUGGAGGAUAGUUUGGAUGAUUCCAAUGAAUACUGGCGCUUUGAUAUGGAUGAAAGUGCAGAGGUUGAAGAUUACUAUGUCUUUAACGAUCAGCAUAGGGGAAUGAGAAUGGACAUUGAUGACAUGUCUUAUGAGGAAUUACUUGCUCUUGGGGAGAGAAUCGGUACUGUAAGCACUGGCCUUUCAGAUGGUGCACUUUCUGAGUGUUUGAAGAGAAGCAUCUAUGUGCCCACAACUUCAACAAUCCAUGAAGAUGGUGACCUCAAAUGCAUCAUAUGUCAGGAGGAGUAUUUUUCUGGUGUGGAAGUGGCCAAGAUGGCAUGCAAGCACUACUACCAUGUCACUUGCAUUCAACAGUGGCUUGGGCAAAAGAACUGGUGCCCGAUCUGUAAAUCCUUCGCUUCUUCUGUCAGCUCAUAGAGUUCUUACAGAAACAUAUAGUUUCAUUAUAUUUACAUAGGACUACGCUGUAUCUUUUUGUUUCUAGAAUGAAUCAUUCCUUUCAACCCCAAACUGUCCAUCUCGAUCAAUUCAUACUCAGUCAAAGCAAGCUAAAUGUAGCAGGAAAAUAAGUCCGAGCAGAAAGGGUUUUUCUCAGUUUUGAUAUUGAAGAAAGAAGUCUGUUAAAGUCCGGCUUUCUCUGUUUUUCAUAGAAACACGAAGAAUUCUUCACUUAUUGUGCAAUAUCUGGUUGCCAUUUGCAUA
Messenger RNA from Panicum virgatum (switchgrass), 1811 nucleotides. Its product is annotated as E3 ubiquitin-protein ligase MBR2-like. Bases 438 to 1526 code for a protein of 362 amino acids. Gene Ontology annotation, molecular function: ubiquitin protein ligase activity. The record is from RefSeq and is a predicted model, not a curated record. Lineage: Eukaryota; Viridiplantae; Streptophyta; Magnoliopsida; Poales; Poaceae. The transcript has 5 exons.